ACAGAGCCUAGCACCUUGCAGCCAGCAGGCGCUCACUACAUCUUUGCGGGAUGAUUUCAAUGUUCUGACCUCAGCCUGCGCUGCAGGGAACGUCCGAGUGUAAGGCGUUAGUUCGUAGGCCGGAACCCAAAUCUCCGGACGCUGCGACGCCGGAGCCUCUAGGCGCCGGGACACGGGCGCCGGAAGUGGCGAAGGCGGGGUCGGCGCUGCCGGGUGAAAUCGUAGGACAGUGAAGAUGCUGCUGGCAUUGUCCGAGGAGCAUAAGGAACACCUGUCCUUCCUGCCUCAAGUGGACAGCGCAGUGGUCGCCGAGUUUGGGCGGAUUGCUGUGGAAUUCCUGAGACGCGGCGCAAACCCAAAAAUCUACGAAGGCGCCGCCAGAAAACUCAAUGUGAGUAGUGACACUGUCCAGCAUGGUGUGGAAGGAUUAACGUAUCUCCUCACUGAGAGCUCAAAGCUCAUGAUUUCUGAACUGGAUUUCCAAGACUCUGUUUUUGUUCUGGGAUUCUCUGAAGAAUUAAACAAAUUGUUGCUUCAGCUUUAUCUGGACAACAGAAAAGAGAUCAGAACGAUUCUGAGUGAAUUGGCACCAAGCCUUCCCAGUUAUCAUAACCUUGAAUGGCGACUAGAUGUACAGCUUGCAAGUAGAAGUCUCAGGCAACAGAUUAAACCAGCAGUGACUAUAAAGCUACACCUUAAUCAAAAUGGAGAUCACAACACCAAAGUUCUACAGACAGACCCAGCCACCCUGCUCCAUUUGGUUCAACAACUGGAACAAGCAUUGGAAGAGAUGAAGACAAACCACUGUAGGAGAGUUGUUCGCAACAUCAAGUAGUACCAGUUUUAAGGUUUUAAUUCAUUUGAAUCACUUAUGAAUUGAUGAUAUACAGCAAUUACUUUUCAAAAUUAAUUUUUUAUUAAUUCAUGACAAUAAAUACAUAGUAUUCCUCAGUAUCUAUUCCACGAUACUGAGGUCAUAAUCAGAAGCUAAGCUGGGUGCAGUGGCUCAUGCCAGUAAUCCCAGCACUUUGGGAGGCCGAGGUGGGCAAAUCAUGAGGUCAGGAGAUUGAGACCUUCCUGGCUAACAUGGUGAAACCCCAUCUCUACUAAAAAUAUAAAAAAUUAGCCAGGUGUGGUGGCACGCAUCUGUCAGAGUCCCAGCUACUCAGGAGGCUGAGGCAGGAGAAUCACUUGAACCUGGGAGGUGGAGGUUGCAGUGAGCUGAGAUUGUGCCACUGCACUCCAGCCUGGGUGACAGAGUGAGACUCCAUCUCAAAAAUAAUAAUAAUAAUAAAGUAAAAAUAAAAAUAAAAAAGUAAUCAGAAGCUAAAGUAAAGUUCCUUUCCUGGUGCUAACUGUGGUCUUCUUGACACAUUAAGAUGUAUUUUGUAUUUUAAGAGUCUCAUGCUCUACCGUUGGAACUAGCCAGAUGGCCAUUAUUUUGUAUUUUAAAUACAUAAAUAGGAUUGAAUCAACUAGAAAUGAAUCUAUAUGUUCUGUAUAUAUGAAUGACUAUCUUGUUUUUGCUACUUCUUUUGACUGCUUAAUUUUAUUAUUUUCCUCUUUAUUGAUCAAAUUUGAAAAUAAAAUUCACAAUGUAAUACUACUACUAUGCAGAAUUUUCUAAACAGUUCAGUAUUUUUGACUUUUAAAAACACCCCACAAUGUUAAUAGCCACAGAAUAUUGAACAUCAAUAGGAUUUUUAAUGCUAUAUUGUUAUAGGCAGUUUAUUCAUUUUUCUUUGUAUGUGAAGAUGAUAAGUAUUUAUCAUAUUGCCUAAAUUUGAGUGAUCAUGGUUAAUUAAUUGGCUUAAAUAGUACUCAAAUUUGUGUGGUCAUAUAUCGUAUUUUAUCAAGGACUAAUUCUUCCACCAUACCCAAAGCAUCUAGGAGACACACUGUCAUUUACAUUUACAAAUAAUGGAUGCAGAGAAAUAUAAUCAAUUCUUGAUUGUCCUGGAUACAAAUUAUAGUCACUUUUUAUAAUUUGAAUAAACCAUGAUGAGGGAAGGAAGGCCAUGUUUAUUACAUUAUAGGCAACUAUCCCUUCUCCCUUACAAACUUGAUUUAUGUUUUGUUUUAUUUUUUAGUAGGGAACCAAAAGCUUUUGGUCUGAAAAACUCAGGUGCUGAUUUGUCAGGUCAGCCUGAGAGAGUGCAGAGAUACAGAGGUCAGCUUAGGGAGAAGAAUUGUAUGGAAGGGUGGAAAUGAGGGUUCAGUCUUAACUAUGUAUCCAAGACCUUAUCCUGAGAGUCUUCAUGGAAUAAUCUAGAAAGGGCUGUAGAAGCAAUCAAACUCUAAACUGCACUCUAGACUUUGUCAAUACUUUGCUUCGUAAGAAUUAGGGAUUUUCAUAUCAGAGUAAUACCAUGUUGCAAUCUCUUUAGAGAAGAGAGCCUAGCAGGGAAUAGGCCAGUGGAAGAAAAACAUACUUGAGAUGGUUACCCAUUGGUCCCUGCAGGCAUCUGGGCCACCCUUUUCCUGUAGGUAUAUAUUCUGCCAUUGUAAAACAACUAUAUUAUUAGAUGUCAGCAAACUAUAAUCAGAAAUAAUUUUUAAUUAUAGUGGCAACUUGAUUAAUGAAGCUCUCAUAUACAACCUCACAAACAAAAAGAAACUUUAUUACGUGAAAUGGUAGCAUAUGUCAUUGGGUUUAAAAGCAACAUGCCUGCAAAACUUAUAUGAUAAAAAAUACCUCUGUAAGGGUUUUUAUUUGUCCACAUUCGAUGGAAGAUAAACAUGGCUGACCCCAGCCAAGACUGAAACAAUAGCCCUUUGUCUCCUCAGAACAACCUGUCUCCAACUCUUUGUCCACUGUUCUUACCCCAAUUAAAACAAGAAAGCAUGUGCUAAUCCUUUAGAGGUAGUCACUGUUCUCUCCAGUAUGACCCAGGUUUCUUGACUCUGAGUAAUGCACCUUCUAUAACUAUCUAAAUUUCUACUGAAGCUUUUUGGAUUAUGAGUAUGCUGACUUUUCACGAUUGGCUGGUGCAUGUUUAGACUUAAAUGUCAUAUCCUUCAUGUCUCAAAGCCAAAAUAGUAACAUCUCAUCUCAGAACAGAGCUGUGACCACAUGCCAAUAUAUGUGUCACAAAGUCUACAUAUGUUACAUUCCUUGGAAGUCUCCUUAAAUGUUUCACAAAAUGUCAACAAGCUUGUUUUGUUAUUGAUGUUUCCGAGAUUGGGCACAUUUAAGACAGUAAACGGGAAAGGUGGUGAAGAUGCUAUAAGAAGAUGCUGUAUCUUGAGAAUUGAAAAAUGAGAAUCUGACAUGGUUUGAAAAAUCAUGAAGGGUAUAUAUAAAGGAUGCAUGUGUAGGAGCCAUUAAAAUUCAUAACAGUAUGUGCCCCUUCAGCGUUUUAAUCUUAUGAAGAGGUUAAGAGAUAAGUCUUUGGAGUUGGACAAAAGGAUUUGAAUUUAGGUUCUGUGGAUUAUUAUGGGUCCUUGAUAAAUUCUCAAAGCCUUUUUUUUUUGUUCAUCUCUAAAAUAGGAAUAUAGGAUUACCUACCACAUUGACUCGUAAGGACUAUAUGAGACCAUGUAUAUAGAAUGUUUAACAUAGUACCAGGCUUUACAAAGAACUCAAUAAAUGUUUACCAUUAUUGAAA
Messenger RNA from Pan troglodytes (chimpanzee), 3608 nucleotides. It is a transcript of the gene COMMD2, whose product is annotated as COMM domain containing 2. Bases 236 to 835 code for a protein of 199 amino acids. The record is from RefSeq and is a predicted model, not a curated record. Lineage: Eukaryota; Metazoa; Chordata; Mammalia; Primates; Hominidae. The transcript is spliced from 5 exons.